This is a messenger RNA of Hemibagrus wyckioides, 4495 nucleotides long. It is a transcript of the gene brinp1, whose product is annotated as bone morphogenetic protein/retinoic acid inducible neural-specific 1. The transcript has 8 exons. The coding region runs from base 413 to 2698 and encodes 761 amino acids. Gene Ontology annotation, biological process: negative regulation of mitotic cell cycle; positive regulation of neuron differentiation. Lineage: Eukaryota; Metazoa; Chordata; Actinopteri; Siluriformes; Bagridae. The record is from RefSeq and is a predicted model, not a curated record.
CUCUCCUCUCUCUCCAGUCUGUUUCUCUUCAGUUCCUUCCGCUUGCUCUCACCGAAUGCACCGGCCGUCUCUUCUUCUUCCUCCUCCUCUUCUUCUUCUUCUUUUUCUCCGCUCCUCUUCUCUUUAGGAUAUUUUCCACCCUGUAUCCAUAUGUCCGUAUAAUCUCUUCUGUAUCUCUCGUGUCUCCUCCACUUCACCUCGCUGUGCGUUUCUGCUUCUUGAGCAUGAGAGGAGUCGCUCUCUUUUCUGCCCUCCACCAGCAUGAGCCGAGCACAGGGAUCUCUCAGCGCAACUUUCGCACGGACGCAUUAAAUCGUCGUCCUGGAGCGCCGUUCCUCAUCACAGGAGAGAAGCAGAUUUAGGUCUCCAUAGAAUGGAGCGAGAAUGAACAGAGAGCGGCUGAAGGAAAAGCAUGAACUGGAGGGUCAUUGAGGUCACUUGCUUCCUGUUUCUAUGGAACCAUCUAGCAGUUGAGUCUUUGCGCCAGGAGCCGUCCGUCUCCGAGCACCAUGUCCCCAAGCACUUCGACUGGCUCAUCUCCGACCGCGGCCCUUUCCACCACAGCAGGGCCUACCUCGCCUUCGUGGAGAGAUUCCGCCAAGGAUUUACGACCCGAUAUAAAAUUUAUAGGGAGUUUGCGCGUUGGAAGGUGAGGAACACCGCCAUCGAGAGGCGGGAUUUGAUCAGCAAUCCCGUCCCCCUUAUGCCUGAGUUCCAGAGGAGCAUGAGGCUUCUGGGACGGCGUCCGUCCACGCAGCACUUCAUCGACACCAUCAUCAAGAAAUAUGGUACUCACAUCCUCAUCUCGGCCACGCUCGGAGGUGAGGAGGCUCUCACCAUGUACAUGGCAAAGAACAAACUGGACAGGAAGAUGGUGAACGCCACACAGGGGGUGGAAGCGCUGCACCAGCUUGCCUCGUCUUACUUCAUCGACCGGGACGGCACCAUGCGCAAACUCCACGAGAUCCAGAUCUCCAGCAACGCCAUCAAGGUAACAGAGACGAGGACUGGCCCUCUCGGCUGCAGCACCUAUGAUAACCUGGACUCGGUGAGCUCAGUGCUGCUGCAGAGUCCAGAGAGCAAACUACAUCUGCAAGGUCUCCAGGUGAUUCUCCCUGAGUACCUGCAGGAGAAGUUUGUGCAGUCUGCUCUAAGCUACAUCAUGUGCAAUGGCGAGGGAGAGUACGUGUGUCGCAGCAACCAGUGCAUCUGCCAGUGCGCUGACGAAUUCCCACAAUGCAACUGUCCCACCACCGACCUGCAGAUCAUGGAGAACACGCUCCGGGGAAUGUCCGAGUCCUGGGCCGCUUCCUACAAGGACUUUGAGAACUCAGAUGAGUUCAAGUCGUUCCUGAAGCGUCUGCCCUCCACACACUUCCUGCCGGUGAGCAGUGUGCACUUGCUGUGGGGAAGCGACUGGGAUCUGCAGGCUCGUUACCGGUUGCUCCAGAGCUCCCUUGAGGUCCUGAGGCUGAAGAUUCAGCGCACGGCACGUAAACUGUUCAGCCUUAGCAUCCGCUGUCACCAUAACCCCAACCAUCAGAUGCCUAGAGAAAGGUCUGUUCUGCAGUGGCUGAACCGGGUGCAGUCCUUCCUCUACUGCAAUGAGAAUGGCUUCUGGGGCACCUUCCUGGAGAGCCAGCGCACCUGCGUGUGCCACACGGGCAUCACAUUGUGCCAGCGUCCAAUCCCGUGCGUGAUCGGCGGCAACAACAGCUGCGCCAUGUGCAGCCUGGCUAACAUAUCUCAGUGCGGCUCGUGCAACAAGGGCUACAAGCUGUACCGCGGCCGCUGCGAGCCGCAAAACGUGGACUCGGAGCGUAGCGAGCAGUUCAUCAGCUUCGAGACAGAUCUGGACUUUCAGGACCUGGAGCUGAAGUACCUGUUGCAGAAGAUGGACUCGCGCUUGUACAUCCACACCACCUUCAUCAGCAACGAGGUGCGUCUGGAGACCUUCUUCGACCCGCGCUGGCGCAAGCGCAUGUCUCUGACGUUGAAGAGCAACAAGAACCGCAUGGACUACCUGCACAUGAUGGUGGGCUUGUCCAUGAAGAUUUGUCAGAUGCGGAACAGCAGCAUGGACCCCAUGUUCUUUGUUUAUGUCAACCCAUUCAGCGGAAGCCACUCGGAAGGAUGGAGCAUGCCAUUUGGUGAACAUGGGUACCCUCGCUGGGAGAAGGUCCGGCUCCAGAACUCGCAGUGUUUCAACUGGACCCUGAUGCUGGGCAACCGCUGGAAGACUUUCUUUGAGACAGUGCACAUCUACCUGCGCAGUCGAGUCAAGGGGCCCACCGUCCUGCGCAAUGACACCGGCCAUGGCCCCGUGGACCUUUCUGACCCCAACAAGCGCCAGAUCUAUAUCAAGAUCUCUGACAUCCAGGUGUUUGGCUAUAGCUUGCGCUUCAACUCCGACCUUCUCCGGAGUGCCGUCCAGCAGGUCAACCAGUCCUACACGCAAGGGACUCAGUUUUACUCGUCCUCGUCCAUCAUGCUCCUGCUCCUGGAUAUCAGGGACAGGAUUAACCGUCUGGCCCCUCCAGCGGCACCCGGGAAACCCCAGCUAGACCUGUUCUCCUGUAUGCUCAAGCACCGACUCAAGCUCAACAACAGCGAGAUGAUCCGUGUCAAUCAUGCGUUGGACAUGUACAACACGGAGAUCUUGAAACAGUCGGACCAUCUGACAACCAAACUUUGCUGAGAGUUAAAUGCUAAUGAAAGGAGCAAACUUGCCGCAGAGCAACAUUUGGAGAGGACGUACAAGGAUUCUUUUUAUUUCCCUUUCCUUUGGGACUUUUUUUUUGAUUUUUUGAUGUACUAUUAACAACUUUGUAAGUGUAAUUGUUAAAUAAGAAACUAAAAAUACAGAGAUUAAGCCUUUUAGUUCACUGCAGAAGGAGGAAAAAAAAUGAACAUGACUGUACCAUAUUUGUCCAAGCAUGUCUGUCACUUCCAAAUGGAUCAUUAAAAGAAAAGAAAAAAAAAUACACACACACAUAUAUAUAUAUAUAUAUAUAUAUAUAUAUAUAAAUAUAAAUAUAUAUUAAUAAAUUCAACAUCCGAUGAUGACAAAGAGGCCUUGAUAUUACUCAGAGGGAACAAAGGUCCAUCUGAAACUGCCAUUCUUUACUGGGUAAAUGUUUCUAACCAAUUAGCAGAGAUCCUUUUAAUUUGACGACUUGCAGCAUACAGAACAUUUCGCUAGUCUUAGAUCUAUCCAGUUUAAAGACGACAGCAAGUCAUUAUCUGUAUAGCGUUCCUUCUUCCUCUGUUUAAUCGUCCCUCUGAGUGUGCUUGGCAUGAUACAAGGCAGAAAGGAAAACAUUCUCCACUAAAACAGCUGUUUAUAGCUCCAGUUGUGUUAAUGCCUAACGCUAUUUGCUGUUUGCUAGUCGCUCGUGUCAUUCAAGAAUGAGUGACCAAAGCCGAUCCUAAUUUUUUAAUUAUUAGUAUUAUUAUGAUUUUUUAAAAUUUAUUUAUUUUUUUGGAUCAAGAGUGAAUUGUCUGUGGCUUGAAGGCUUCUAUGAUAAAAAAAAAAAAAAGAGAGAGAGAGAGAGAGAGAGAGAGAGAGAGAGAAAGAAAGAAAAAAACAUCCAGCCUGUAACUGCUGACAUGUCAAUUUUUUCAUUUAAUUAAUUUAUUUUUUAAUUUUGAGCGCCGAAAAUCGACCGAUUUUGAGUCCGUUACACUUGCAAGAGACGACAUAAAGCCAUAUUUCCCAGGGGAAUAAAAAAAAAUAAAGAUAGGCUUGUACACAUUUAUUUUGAGAAUGAUUUCCUACACAUGAGUUUGUAUAGUUUUUUUGUCAUAUGAAAAAAAUAACGUAGUGGUCCGCGAACUACAUAAGACAACUACGACGACGACGGAUUGCUGCGGCGUUUUUCCUGAAGCCAGAUGUGGACAUGUGAAAGUUCUUCAUGUUGAGUUUAGCCUCGUAUUCGACUGUAUGAUGUACGCUUCUUUUUUGAAAAUGUUUUUUUUUUUUUUUUGUACGUUCAAAGUCCGGAUUCUGUCGAACUGCGUACCAUGUCACCCUUACGAUCUCUUAUUCUGAUUAUUAUUAAUGAUUAAUUAUUAAUUAUCAUUCAGUCUUAUUAAGUGCCUGCUACCUAUCCCUUUAACCAUUUCCACCAAGGUUCCAUGGCAUUCUCUGAUCUGAUCCUCCAUUUUUUCCCCCGGAUCUCACGUUUUUUCUUGCGUCAGUACUGAACAGGGGCAGACGGGAAGUUUUGUCCACAUCCUCUCUGUAUUCUGCAUGUAUUUAAAGGAGACUUGAGUCGCCUCCUUCGCUGAAAACACUUAAGAUGUAUAUUGUAUGUGUAAAUAGCUACAUUGCCUUGGUAUAGCCAUGAACAUGAAAACCGACAGCUUUUCUUAGGUCACCGCCAGUUUUUUCAGCCACGGCAACUCGAGCACAAGAUAACAGAAGGAUUGCGAGCCCCUGGGUUAAUUUAUAUUUUUUCUCGCGCAGAAAGAAGAAGAAGAAGAAAAAGAAAAA